AUGGCGAGUGGGGCCCAGGGAUGCGGCCGUUGGCCCCCGCUCCACCUCGGGCUCCUGCUCCAGCUCGCCGCGCUACUCCGGACGCCGGGGCUCCAGGUCCAGAGCCUCAGGCCGGAGAGCCUCCUGCUGGUGUCCACCCUGGAUGGAAGUCUCCACGCACUGAGCAAGCAGACGGGGGACUUGAAGUGGACGCUGAAGGAUGAUCCCAUCCUCCAAGGGCCAAUGUAUGUCACCGAGACAGCCUUUCUCUCAGACCCAGCCGAUGGCAGCCUAUACGUCUUGGGGACCCAGAAACAGCAGGGAUUGAUGAGGCUGCCAUUUACCAUCCCCGAGCUGGUUCAUGCCUCCCCGUGUCGCAGCUCUGAUGGCGUCUUCUACACAGGCCGGAAGCAGGAUGCCUGGUUUGUGGUGAACCCUGAGUCGGGAGAGACGCAGAUGACGCUGACCACAGAGGGUCCCUCUACCCCCCGCCUCUACAUCGGCCGAACACAGUACACGGUCACCAUGCAUGACCCCAAGUCCCCGGCCCUGCGCUGGAACACCACCUACCGCCGCUACUCGGCACCCCCCAUGGAUGGCUUGCCUGGGAAAUACAUGAGCCACCUGGCAUCCUGUGGGAUGGGCCUGCUGCUAACCGUGGACCCAGGAAGUGGGGCGGUGCUGUGGACACAGGACUUGGGCAUGCCCGUGAUGGGAAUCUACACCUGGUACCAGGACAGCCUGCGUCAGCUGCCCCAUCUCACGCUGGCUCGAGACACCUUGCAUUUCCUCGCCCUCCGCUGGGGCCACAUCCGACUGCCUGCCUCAGGCGCCCAGGACACGGCUACCUACUUCUCCGCCUUGGACACCCAGCUUCUGAUGACACUGUAUGUGGGGAAGGAUGAAACUGGCUUCUAUGUUUCUAAAGCACUGGUUCACACAGGGGUGGCGCUAGUGCCUCGAGGACUGACCCUGGCCCCCAUGGAUGGCCCCACCACAGAUGAAGUGACACUCCAAGUCUCAGGCGAGCGAGAGGGCUCACCUAGCACGGCUGUCAGAUACCCCUCAGGCAGUGUGGCCCUCCCUAGCCAGUGGCUGCUCAUUGGACACCACGAACCGCCCCCAGUCCUGCAUACCACCAUGCUGAGGGUACAUCCCACCCCAAGGAGUGGCACUGUUGAGAACAGACUCUCAGAGAGCACGCAGCCUCCAGCCCUCUUCCCGGAGCUCCUGAGCCUGAGCCGUGAGAAGCCUUGGACCCCGGAGCUGCAUCCUGAAGAGAAAACCCCAGAACUGUAUCCAGGGCUGGGACCCCAAGACCUAUUGGCAGCUAGCCUCACUGCUGUCCUCCUGGGAGGGUGGAUUAUCUUCCUAAUGAGGCAGCAGCAGCAGCUGGUGGAGAAGCAGCAGCAGGCCCUCCUGGCACCUGCAGACCCUCCUCACAUCACACAGCGUGCUCAGCCCCAGCCACCAGGGGCCACCCCACAGAGCCAGAAGGGCCUUCGAAGCCCCUCAGAGCAAGCCCAGGCAGUCGAAGACCCAGAAGCUGAGCAGCUCACCGUGGUGGUGGGCAAGAUUUCCUUCAACCCCAAGGACGUGCUGGGCCGCGGGGCAAGCGGGACGUUCGUUUUCCGGGGCCAGUUGGAGGGCCGGGCCGUGGCUGUCAAGCGGCUGCUCCGUGAAUGCUUCGGCCUGGUCCGGAGGGAGGUCCAGCUGCUGCAGGAGUCGGACAGGCACCCCAAUGUGCUCCGCUACUUUUGUACCGAGCGGGAACCCCAGUUCCACUACAUCGCCCUGGAGCUCUGCCAGGCCUCCUUGCAGGAGUACGUGGAAAACCCUGAGCUGGAGCGCUGGGGCCUGGAGCCCGGGGAGGCGCUGCAGCAGCUGAUGUCCGGCCUGGCCCACCUGCAUUCCCUACACAUCGUGCACAGGGACCUGAAGCCGGCCAACGUCCUCAUCGCGGGGCCUGACGGCCCUGAGGGCCGAGGCAGGGUGGUGCUCUCAGACUUUGGCCUCUGCAAAAAGCUGCCUGUCGGCCGCUGCAGCUUCAGCCUCCGCUCGGGCAUUCCCGGCACGGAAGGCUGGAUGGCACCCGAGCUCCUACAACUGCUGCCCACCGACGGCCCUACAAGCGCAGUGGACAUCUUCUCUGCAGGCUGCGUGUUCUACUAUGUGCUUUCUGGCGGCAGCCACCCGUUUGGAGAGAGUCUUUACCGCCAGGCAAACAUCCUCGCAGGGGCUCCCAGUCUGGCUCACCUGGAGGAAGAGACCCACGACAAGGUGGUUGCCCGGAACCUGGUUGAGACCAUGCUGAACCCCUCGCCGCAGGCCCGCCCCUCUGCUCACCAGGUGCUGGCCCACCCCUUCUUUUGGAGCAGAGCCAAGCAGCUCCAGUUCUUCCAGGACGUCAGUGACUGGCUGGAGAAGGAGCCUGAGCAGGGGCCCCUGGUGAGGGCGCUGGAGGCGGGAGGCCCCGCGGUGGUCCGGUGCAACUGGCACACGCACAUCUCCGUGCCGCUGCAGAUAGAGCUGAGAAGGUUCCGGACGUACAAGGGGACGUCGGUGCGAGACCUGCUCCGUGCAAUGAGGAACAAGAAGCACCACUACAGGGAGCUCCCGGCUGAGGUGCGGCAGGCGCUAGGCCACGUCCCGGACAGUUUCGUCCAGUACUUCACAACCCGCUUCCCGCGGCUGCUGCUCCACACGUACGCGGCCAUGAGGAGCUGCGCCUCUGAAAGUCUCUUCCUGGCCUACUAUCCGCCGGCCUCGAGGCCCAGGGGGCCGUGCCCAGGGGCCGCGGGGAGCUGAGACAAGGAGCUGGGCCCGUGGCCAAGGCUGGCCUCAGCGUCAGAAGAGACGGACAGAGACUUGGCAGCCUGGGGCUUCUGGAGCAAAGAUGUGCCCAGAGCCCAGGCACCCCUCAGGGACUACAAGAAGAAAAAAGAUUCACGUGUUUAAUGUAUAUAAAGGCAAGGAAAGGACAGUC
This is a messenger RNA of Lynx canadensis (Canada lynx), 2965 nucleotides long. It is a transcript of the gene ERN2, whose product is annotated as endoplasmic reticulum to nucleus signaling 2. The transcript is spliced from 22 exons. NCBI's taxonomy places the organism in Eukaryota, Metazoa, Chordata, Mammalia, Carnivora, Felidae. The coding region runs from base 1 to 2787 and encodes 928 amino acids. The record is from RefSeq and is a predicted model, not a curated record. Gene Ontology annotation, cellular component: IRE1-TRAF2-ASK1 complex. Gene Ontology annotation, biological process: mRNA processing; intrinsic apoptotic signaling pathway in response to endoplasmic reticulum stress; protein phosphorylation. Gene Ontology annotation, molecular function: ATP binding; RNA endonuclease activity; protein serine/threonine kinase activity.